AUGAAUGGUCAAACAAUCGAGUUCAGGUUUUCGCAAGACCAGAGGCAGCAAAAAAUGUCAAAAUCCAUACCGGAUUUGAAAGAUUCUCUAGUAAAUGAUAAGGAAAAUAUAAAUAAUAAUGUUACUGUAAAAAUGGAGAAAACUAUUGGUCUUGUCAGCAGCAUUACAAUUAUUAUCGGUUCAAUCAUUGGUUCGGGUAUAUUUGUUAGUCCAACUGGUAUAUUAGAAAAUAUGCAGAGUUUCGGUGCUAGCUUAAUUAUUUGGAUUGGGUGUGGAAUUUUUUCUUUAUUAGGAGCCUAUUGCUAUGCUGAGCUAGGUACAAUGAUUCAACGCUCAGGUGGAGAUUAUGCUUAUGUGCUUGAAGCGUUUGGUUCAUUUAUGGGAUUUUUACGUCUGUGGAUUGAAGUGAUGGUAGCCAGACCAGCUACAAUGGCUGUCAUUGCUAUGACAUUUGCUAAAUACAUUUUACAGCCUAUAUUUCCUGAUUGUCCACAGUCUAAUGCAGUUGUACGAUGUUUAGCAGCUGUAUGUAUCAUGAUUCUGGGAUUUAUAAAUUCUGUCUCUGUACGUUGGUCUACACGUGUACAGGAUAUAUUUACAUAUACAAAAAUAAUAGCAUUAUUAAUGAUUAUUAUUACAGGAUUUAUACAAAUUGGUUUAGGUCAUGUUGAAGAAUUUCAAGCACCAUUCGAAGGAUCUAAUUGGAAUCCUGGAAGUAUUGCCAAAGCAUUCUAUUCUGGUUUAUUCUCAUAUGCUGGUUGGAAUUAUUUAAAUUGUAUGAUUGAAGAAAUGAAAAAUCCUAAACGUGAUUUACCUAUUGCUAUUGUUUUCUCAUGUCUUGUUGUAACUAUUGUCUAUACAUUAGCUAAUGUUGCUUAUAUCACUGUGGUAUCAUUGAAUGAAAUAUUAACAACACCGGCUGUUGCUGUAACAUUUGCUAAUCGAAUCUACGGUCCAGCAUGGUGGAUUAUGCCAAUAUUUGUUGCUUUCUCAACAUUUGGUGGUGUUAAUGGCAAUAUGUUGACUACAUCGAGGAUAUUCUUUGUAGCUAGUCGUGAAUCUCAUAUGCCCAGAUUCAUAUCAUUUCUUCAUAAGGAUAAAUUGACACCAAUACCAGCUGUCCUUUUUACUUGUAUCACUGGUAUAGCUUAUCUUCUUGUAACAGAUAUUUAUUCACUGAUGACUUAUUUGGGUUUUGUUCAAUGGUUAGCUAUUGGCGUAUGUGUAAUGAUUGUUAUUGUAUUCAGAUAUACACGACCUGAUGCCAUACGUCCAGUUAAAGCUCCUUUACCAUUUGCAAUUAUUUAUGUGACAAUAACAUUCUUAUUGGUUAUUUUUACAUUUAUUGGUGCACCAAUUGAAUCAUUAAUGGGAGUACUUAUUAUCUUCACUGGAAUUCCUGUUUAUCUUAUUGGUUGUGUAUGGAAGAAUAAACCGAAAGUAUUUCAACGUGCAUUAUAUGAUUUCACAUUGGGUUCACAAAAACUUUUACAAUUAAUACCUGAAACAUGA
Messenger RNA from Schistosoma spindalis, 1512 nucleotides. Lineage: Eukaryota; Metazoa; Platyhelminthes; Trematoda; Strigeidida; Schistosomatidae. The record is from the annotation of a GenBank genome assembly.